Oncorhynchus masou masou (cherry salmon) is the source of this 4214-nucleotide messenger RNA. RefSeq names its product NACHT, LRR and PYD domains-containing protein 1 homolog. Gene Ontology annotation, biological process: regulation of apoptotic process; inflammatory response; innate immune response. Lineage: Eukaryota; Metazoa; Chordata; Actinopteri; Salmoniformes; Salmonidae. The transcript has 8 exons. The record is from RefSeq and is a predicted model, not a curated record. Gene Ontology annotation, cellular component: canonical inflammasome complex. Bases 222 to 1496 code for a protein of 424 amino acids.
AUUAUCUAGUCCAAAUGACGCAAUUCCACUAUAUGUAUUGAUUUGCAUUAAUUUAAUUUCGGAACUUUUAUCUUGAAGGCCAACCGUUGAUUCCACUACUGUGGCUAAUCGCUAUUGUGGCUCAGUUCACAUCGGUAGGACGUUCCAGCCUUCUCCCUAGUUGAACCAGACAGAAGCAGGCAGCCGACGUCAUUAUCCAUUUGAACUGUAUCGGACCGAAAAUGGCCACGUUAAAACAACAAGAUACUCUGAUGGAAUGCUUGAGUUGCAGCCAUCUUAAGACCGCAGAAACUUGGAUUGCGCUUGAGCCGUUAGUGUCUACAGAAAAUGAGAUUUCAAUCUACAGACUUGAAUCUAUCGCAGGACGCUAUGAGUGCACAAUAUCAGGGCUGCGCUGGGUAUGUGAGAGCAAAGUCACACUUCUGUACCACUUCAGCUCUUGGGAACCUCACAGGGCAGUGCUACAAAGCAUGGGGUACAGGCAAGCAGGCCCCCUACUGGACAUCAAAAUCAUUGAAGGAAAACUGAAAGAAGUGCAUCUGCCACAUUUUGCCUGUUUUGGUGAACGUAUGGAUAUCAGCUAUACUGAACAAGACAUUGUUUUAUUUACCUGGGAAUUCUCAAUACAUAUUAAAAUAAAUGUUUUAAUCAAACUGAUAAUGUUCUGGUUUCUGUCCAUUUUAGGGGUUGGAGAUUGUUAUGAUCCCUCUAUAAAGCAGAAAGUGAGAGUUCUUCAUGUAGAAGGCCAUGGUGUGUCCAUAGAACAAGUGGAUAAGGUCACCCGCUUCCACGUCAAGAUUCUCCAUCCAUCUUUCUCUCUGAGAGGUGUUAUCCUGCAGGCAUUAGGGUGUUCCGUGCACUGUGACUUGCAGAUCUACCGAGCCAGGACAGCACACCUCACGCUACAUGUUUAUCUGAUGCCAUGUGAUCCUGCACUAACACAGGCAGUGGAGAAGCAGGAGAAGUGUCAUGGAUCCACAAGGAUCCUGAAACCAAGACCAGAGAAGUCCCAAUGGUUGACUAGUGAUUUCUACCUCACAACAUCCUGUCCUUCUGAUGUCAACCCUCGUAGAUUGGAGCUCGCACAUGUUGACCCACCAAACUUCUUUGAGAUGUUUAUAAGAGACGCAGAUUUAGACUUCAGUCUGAACCUAAGCUGUAAAAGUCGUAAACAAACCAUAUGGAACCACGAAAUACGAGCAGCUGAAUACAGGGGUUCCAUCUUGACCUCAGGCCAGCACUUUGUGGACCUCCACCAGACAGCCCUGAUUGACAGAGUGAGCCAAGUUGGUCCCAUCUUGGACAGACUCCUGAAGAGUGGAGUCAUCACUGCUGAUGGCUACAGUGACGUGAUAGCUGAAAGAAAUAACCAGAAGAAGAUGAAGGCGCUCUUUGAUGGGCCCUUAAAUGGGUGUGGCCCCGAAUGCAAAGAUCGGUUCUUAGAGAUCCUGACAGAGCUGGAGCCAUACCUAAUCAAUCACCUGAAGCUGGAAUGAUGAGCUAGGUUGGUGAAAGGGGGGGCAUUUGAAGUUUAUUUAGGGGGAAAGAGCAUGAAUGAGUUCAGUUACUUUAUUUCUUUAUAAAAUGUGCAUAUUAUAAUUAUUUUAUAUCAUUCCUUAUAUUUCUACAUGUACAGUUGGAAGUCGGAUGUUUACAUAAACAAGUUUUAAUGACUCCAACAUAAGUCUUUCAACCACUCCACAAAUUUCUUGCCAAAACUAUAGGACAUCUACUUUGUGCAUGACACAGGUAAUUUGUCCAACAAUUGUUUACAGACAGAUUAUUUCACUUAUAAUUCACUGUAUCACAAUUCCAGUGGGUCAGAAGUUGACAUACACUAAAUUGACUGUGCCUUUAAACAGCUUGGAAAGUUCCCGAAAAUUGUCAUGGCUUUAGAAGCUCCUGAUAGGCUAAUUGAUAUCAUUUGAGUUAAUUGGAGGUGUACCCAUGAAUGUAUUUCAAGGCCUACCUUCAAACUCAGUGCCUCUUUGCUUGACAUCAUUGGAAAAUCAAAAGAAAUCAUCCUUGGGAUAAAUUUCCAAGCGCCUGAAGGUACCACGUUCAUCUGUACAAAAAAAUAGUACGCAAGUAUAAACACCAUGGGACCACGCAGCCGUCAUACUGCUCAGGAAGGAGAUGCGUUCUGUCUCCUAGAUAUGAACGUACUUUGGUGCGAAAAGUACAAAUCAAUUCCAGAACAACAGCAAAGGACCUUGUGAAGAUGCUGGAGGAAACAGGUACAAAAGUAUCUAUAUCCACAGUAAAACGAGUCCUAUAUCGACAUAACCUGAAAGGCCGCUCAGCAAGGAAGAGGCCACUGCUCCAAAACCGCCAUAAAAAAGCCAGACUACGGUUUGCGACUGCACAUGGGGACAAAGAUCGUACUUUUUGGAGAAAUGUCCUCUGGUCUGAUGAAACAAAAAUAGAACUGUUUUGCCAUAAUGACCAUCCUUAUGUUUGGAGGAAAAUGGGGGAGACUUGCAAGCCUAAGAACACCAUCCCAACCGUGAGGACAACAAAGUCAAGCUAUUGGAGUGGCCAUCACAACACCAUGACUUCAAUCCUAUUGAACAUUUGUGGGCUAAACAAUUAAAAAGGCUAUGCUACCAAAUACUAAUUGAGUGUAUGUAAACUUUUGACCCACUGGGAAUGUGACAAAAUAAAUAAAAGCUGAAAUAAAUCUACUAUUAUUCUGACAUUUCACAUUCUUAAAAUAAAGUGAUGAUCCUAACUGACCUUAGACAGGGAAUUUUUACUCAGAUGAAAUGUCAGGAAUUGUAUUUGGCUAAGGUGUAUGUAAACCUCUGACUUCAACUGUAGUGGGGGGGGUCCUCCAUCAAAUGUUUUGGGCAUCUAAAGCUCAUUUCCUGCAUUUCUACACAAUGUAAUAUGACCCUUUGGAGGUUACUGUUAUUGUAGAUACAUUCCAGUUAUAUUUAAACACUUCUAAUAAUAAUCAUGAAUAAUGAUGUGUGAGAAAGUCAAAACGCGCAAAAAUGAGAACCUCCCCUGUUGUUGUAAUGGUGAGGUUAGCCUUGUCUUGGGGGUAUGAUAUGUGUGUGUCGUAACUUUCUCACUCACUCAUUAUUAUCCGUAAUCAUAGUAUCAUCCACAUUAAUCUAGACGUGUUUAGAAACAUUCUAUUCUUAUUUACAAUAAAGGUGACUUAAAUGACACUACAUUAUUUACCAUUAAUUUGUACUGGGCACAAAAUAAUCUGAGAAACAACCAAAACAGACAGCAAUUGCAUCCAACAAAUUUGUAGAUUCACCAGCUUGAUGUACUCAUUGUGUGCUAUGAAUGUGGGACCAAAUACUUAACUUGUGAAUUUGUCCCAAUACCUUUGCUCCCCUAAAAUGGGGGACUAUGUACAAAAAAAAUGCUGUAAUUUCUAAACAAUUCACCCAAUAUGGAUGAAAAUAUCCUAAAAUUAAAGCUGACAGUCUGCACUUUAAGUUCAUAGUAAAUUUUAUUGGUCGCAAACAUUUAGCAGAUGUUAUUGCAGGUGUAGUGAAAUGCUUAUUCAUCACUACCUUACAGGUUCUACUCAAUACAUUGUUUCACUAAUUUACAUGAGUGUUAAGUCAGUACUGACGAUUUUGUAAUUUGAGUAGUGAUGAGCAGUGGCACGGGGCGACCGCACAAUUUCAGGGGAAAUAGUGAUAUUUGCGCGAUCGGUUUUCUAUCACUCAUUUACACAUCACGUCAAAGAUAUGUCACCGUGUGGGACUGGAUCAAUUAACCUUGUCAGAGUGGGCGCCCUGAUUAUAUUUUAUGAGCUGGGCAGGUCUCCCACUCAAAAGUACGAGAUGGGGAGGGGGUAGGUUGACCUCAGGUCUCCCCACCGGAAGCCCGAUGGAGGAGAGGGGGAAUCUAUCAAACAGCGCACAUCUAACUUUGUACAGUACUAAUGCAAUUAGUAAAAAUAUUUACACUACCAAAUAAACCACAAUUCAUUCAUAAUAGUGUGAAUAUAUAGUUUGACAUAUUGUUGCAUUUUUUUCUGGUUUGUGCAAAAUCAUUAAAAAUAAUAUUAAACCAGUCUGCACACCACCAAGGUGAAUUGGUUUAGUCUUGACUCUUGGUUGACAUUGUUGGGGGAUGGGUAAUGUAUCGAUGCUCGAGUGCCAAACCAACACACGUUUUUGUAUGUUUUAAAUGUUUUGAUUAUUUUUGUGUUCCAAAUUUCUGAAUAAAAAUUAGUUAGUGCAGAA